This is a messenger RNA of Funneliformis caledonium, 270 nucleotides long. The record is from the annotation of a GenBank genome assembly. NCBI's taxonomy places the organism in Eukaryota, Fungi, Glomeromycota, Glomeromycetes, Glomerales, Glomeraceae.
UUAAUAUUUAAUACUGCACAUAUAUCAGCGAUCGUUAGUAACGUCACGAUACCUAAUGGACUGGAUUCAGAUGCUGCUAUACUAAUUGAGCUCAAAUUCGCUGAGGGUUCUUUCCUUAUAGUUGAGAAUGCUACCAACGCUGUUGUCGAAUCAUUAUUCAUGUUCGAAGAGAAUAUAAGUGAAAUUUCUAAAGAGAAUUCGAAAAAGACGGAGCCUGUGUUAUUGAAGAAUUAUAUGGAAAGAGCAUUUUCAACUAUAUCGGACAUGUAG